Otolemur garnettii (small-eared galago) is the source of this 1820-nucleotide messenger RNA. RefSeq names its product zinc finger protein 674 (gene ZNF674). Lineage: Eukaryota; Metazoa; Chordata; Mammalia; Primates; Galagidae. The record is from RefSeq and is a predicted model, not a curated record. Gene Ontology annotation, molecular function: RNA polymerase II cis-regulatory region sequence-specific DNA binding; DNA-binding transcription factor activity, RNA polymerase II-specific. Gene Ontology annotation, biological process: regulation of transcription by RNA polymerase II.
CAUGUGCUGAGGCAUCACAUCCCAGUCCUCUUGGAUGAUCCCUUUGUGUUAAAGAGGAUUGUGCUGUUACAGGAAUCACUGACUUUCAAGGAUGUGUUUGUGGACUUCACCCUGGAGGAGUGGCAGCAACUGGACUCUGCUCAGAAGAACCUCUACAGGGAUGUCAUGCUUGAGAACUACAGCCACUUGGUGUCUGUGGGGUAUCUAGUCACCAAACCAGAUGGGAUCUUCAGGUUGGGACCAGAAGAGUCUGGGAUGACAGACAGAGGAACUCCAGUGCUGAGCUGUCCAGAAGUCUGGCAAGUUGAUGAACAGAUAGAUAACUACAAGGAAAGCCAAGACAGACCUCUGUGGCAAGCUGCAUUUAUAGAUGAGGAAACACUGAAAGAUGAAAGUGGUCAAGAAUGUAAAACAGAUAGAAAAAUCAUUUAUGUGAGCACAGACUUAGCUUCUAUAAGACAAAGACUCUCUAAAUAUUAUUUACAGAGAAGGUGUUCAAAACAUAAUUUCAACUUUCUUAGUCAAAAUAGAAGCUAUGUAAAGAAGAAAGAGGAUGGUUAUAAGUCAUAUUGGAAAUUAUGUUUUCAUUCUAAUCUUGAUAAAACUUAGCUUGCAGAGAAAAUUUUCAACCCUAAUCAACGAAGAAAAGCCUUCCAUCCUAAGCAAGCCCCUGAUAAAAAUCAGAGAAUUCAGACUGGGGAGAAACUCUAUGAAUGUACUGAAUGUGGAAAAGUGUUUAUCCAAAAAGCAAACCUUGUUGUACAUCAAAGAAUUCACACUGGCGAGAAGCCUUAUGAAUGCUGUGAAUGUGCAAGAGCCUUCAGCCAGAAGUCAACCCUUGUAGCACACCAGAGAACUCAUACAGGGGAGAAGCCCUUUGAGUGCAGUGAAUGUGGGAAAACCUUUAUUCAGAAGUCAACUCUAAUGAAGCAUCAGCAAAUUCACACGGGAGAGAAACCAUUUGUACGUGGCAAAUGUGCAAAAGCCUUUAAGAGUUCAUAUCACCUUAUUAGACAUGAAAAAACACACAUUAGACAAGCAUUUUAUAAAAGUAUUAAAUGUGCUAAGUCUAGCCUUAUAUAUCAAAAGACUCAUAUGGAUGAUAAACCUGAGCACAGUGAACAUGAAAAAGUCUGUGAUAAGAAGUCUACCAUUCUAAUCAAACAUCAGAAAAUGCAUACAAGAGAGAAGGGUUAUGAGUGCAGUAAAUGUGGAAAAAGCUUUAGGGAAAAGUCACGCCUCUCUGUGCAUCAGAGAAUUCACUCAGGAGAGAAACCUUAUGUAUGCAGCAUAUGUGGGAAGACUUUCAGUGGAAAAUCAAACCUCUCUGUCCAUCAUAGAACUCAUACAGGAGAGAAACCCUAUGAAUGUAUAAGAUGUGGGAAAGCCUUUAGUGAGAAAUCAACCCUUACUGUACAUCAGAGAACUCAUACAGGAGAGAGACCCUAUAAACUCAAUGAAUGUGGGGAAGCCUUCAGUGAAAAGUCAUCACUGAUUAAACAGAAGAGAAUUCAUACAGGUGAGAGACCCUAUGAAUGCAGUGACUGUGGGAAAGCUUUUACCAGAAAGUCAACUCUUAUUAAACAUCAUAGAGUUCAUACAGGAGAAAAACCCUACAAAUGCAGUCAAUGUGGAAAAGCCUUCAGUGUGAAAUCAACUCACAUUGUACAUCACAGAAUUCAUACAGGAGAGAAACCCUAUGAAUGCAGAGAUGGGAAAGCCUUUAGUGGGAAGUCAACUCUCAUUAAACAUCAGAGAAUUCAUACAAAAGAUAAAACCUAUGAGUAUACUUGAGACUGGAAUAAUUUUACUAGUAGUUA